CAACCGCUAAAUCAAGCAAAUGAACAAGAAGAAGAAAACGUUGUGUGUUUACAAUUGAGUCACGGCUAAAAGGACUUACAAACAUUACUCACUAAAGUUACUACGCUGAAUCUCUAACUUCACGCGCUGCUCUUUUCAAUCCGUAGCUAAUCUUCCCAGUCCUAAAACAAAUUCUUUAAUAUCCGAUCGCACGUUCGCCACACGUCUCGGGGCGAUUUAAAGUGGACGCUGUACCAAACGUGUAAAUAGCCGGUGCGCGUGUAUGUUUUGUUUAUACGUGUCGCGUCGUGCCGUGCACGCCAACCGGCCUAUUCAGUGCUUUCCACUUAGUGACGUAUAUUCUUCGCAAGGCUGUUGCUGUCAGUGUCAGCAUUGGUAAACCAUUGUUUUUCAAUUUUCCAUUACAAAAGCAAACAAUCAACGGCUUAACGCAAAAUAAUACAAACGUGAGAAUAAAGAGUAACAGCGAACGCUGGACGCGCAUCCAACCUAGGUGUCCUUAAGAUAUACAAAUUACAAUUAAGCGGAGCGAAAAAUUUAAUCCUCUUAAAGUGUUUAUGCUCAACUUAAAGUUUAUUGUAAAAAGUACGGAUAUAAGUGUAUAUACGUGGUCAUUAAAUAAAACGCAUACUCGAAGCGUCGGGCUGUAAUCACAAUCUGCGUGCCCGAACAAGUGCUUUGCAACUUUACCUGUUCGAAAGUGUAGUCAACAAAGCGCGCUGCUAUCACGCGAGCAUAUUAAUGAGUUGUAAAGCGCGCACACCAUUACUAACACAAAAACUGCACAACAAUAACGGUAUACUACAAACCAAUCUCACUAACUAACUUCUGACUAGCGACGCGCAGGAAUCCGCGUAAAGCGCGCGGUUUCAUUAGCAACGCGCGACCGUGUUACUGCGCGCCUCAUUAAAGUGUCAUAAAAAGUUUCUGUUGUCAUACUGUUACUGUGGUUUUAACAACAACAACAACAAAUGUAAUAACAAACGCGCGAAGCAAGAAAAACGACAAGUUGAUGCCGCGCGCUAACAAUAGUAGAUUAUUAAAAGGAUUAGAAGAGUGCUGAAAGUCUGUGCGCACAAUGCUUUGGCCGCGCGGCAUGCAAAAGGACACUAACAAGCAUCAAAUGCCUUUGUUUCAACCAACUACGUUGAAGUUGUACAUCUGUGUGUGUGCGUGUUGAAGGCGUCGCGCUAGAAACACAGGCGACGGACGCUACGCAAAGGCGCGUUGUUAAGACUAGUUGAAAUAUUAUCCUGUGCUGAAAUGCUGAAAGAGCAAAAUCACCGGGAUAAGUGCGCUUAAGCGACAGCAACAUUAUAAUAACAACAACAACAAAAGUGAGUAGAUACAAAGUAAAAAAGAGUCCCUUAACCAUAUUGCGCGUACGUCGCUGCCUUAACUUAAUCAAACCCCAAACGUGCAACGCUCAAGUCUUCAUAUCUUUUCUGUGUGCAUCUCCGCUGUCAGCAGUUACUUUGUUACGUUAAUCCUUAGGUCCCAGUUAUACAGUUAUUGUGUCUGUCUGUGCGCGCUGUGAACAAAAGUUCGAAAAGCUCCCAAACAGGCGCUCACACUCAAGCGCCACGCAGCCACAUAUACAUUUACAAAUCUACGAGAAUUCAAGUGUGAGAAAUCAUGCGCGUUUGAUUUUGUUAGUGCGAAUGUCUGUGUGCAUGUGUAGGUGUUGGUGAUAUAUUGUGCAUAUAUAAUACAAUAUUCGUCGCCGCAGUUGGCCUUUGCGUGCGUAAGCCUAUCUAUGAACCAACUUACCAUCUCCGCCGCUUGGCUAGUGAUACGUGUAAAUUGUGAGCGUGUCGAAUUACCAAAAAGGAUAUAUACACAUAUUAUUUAUACAGUUAUUUGCACAUGUAUGCGGUUUAUGCGGAAUGUUCUUGUCGUUUCACAUCAAUUUCGGUCGAGAGCAGCUCUUCAGCGACGCGCAAACAACGCUUCAGUUAAACUAUAUCCAAGCGGGCGUUCACAAUAGCAGUUAUCCGAAUAGUGCAGACCAACACAGCCGUUAGCGAGACAAACGUGUCAGCCAGCCAGCCAGGCAGUUAGCAAGUCUAGCGCGUAAGCUGCUCAACCACGGUGCUCAGGCGCUCAGGCUGGUGACCGCAACACCAUUUAAGCAGAUUGCAUUUUCAUAAAAGUUGUUGCACAAAUAAAGGUGAAAGGGUAGAGAGUGACAGCGGAAAACGGGCCAAAUUCAAGAAACCUAACAAACGAAGGGCAUGUCAAGUACAUAUGUGACAACACAAAAUAUAACGGGUUUUGUCGGUAUGUAAAUGCUAUACACGCGCCGCCCAUAAAAGACAUAAAAAUAAUAACGAAAAAACUGUCGAAAAUUAAAGUCGCUAAGAAAAGUGUAGGAAAAUCACAGCUAAAACACUAUGGACACAUAUUAAAAAAUAAAAAAAUAAAAUAAGAAGACCGAAAACCGAAAAAGGCGUUAUAAAAAAUUGAAAACGUUCAACUUUGAAAGACACGUCGCAACAGCAACAACAACAACAAAUACGAGCUGUAUGCUUCCGCAUGCUUAUCUGACGACACAGAAAUGGCAGCUGACGACUGUUGCUUGGCCGAUGCAACGACUGGCAACCAAAUAAGUGCAACAACCACAAAAAUACUAGCAAACAAAACGACGCACAACGACCGACGCCGUCCACACCACAGACACUGCGACAGCCAGUGUGUCAACAAGCAACGCGUACUCCAACGCCUACAACGACGACGGCAACUGGCAGCGCACCACUGGAUAAUAGCCAGCAAAACGAGUCGGCAAAAAAACAUUAAAGAAAAACGAAAAUCAAACAAAACAGCUCAAAUAACCAUCCGUUGGUGUUUUCUACUUUUUCGCAAUUCUCUUCAAUUUUUAUUGGCUCACUCUCUUUCAACGCUUUUAAAUUGACUUUGGCACAGCAUUCGCACACACCCAGAGCAUACGUUCACGGAAUCUCCUAUACAUCCCCAUCAGUCAACCUCCUCCAGCCGUUGUCUGCUUUAAUUGAGUUGACUACUCGUACGAAGCGCAAAGCACAGCAGCACCCUCCUACGCCAACAAUCAGCAGCCAGUCGGAGUAUCAUAGAGAUGGCGUCAAAGUUUUGGUUGAAUGUUUGGUGCGCGCUGGUCGGCUGGUUUCCGCUGCUUGCGAACGGUUACCUGAAUGUCUUCAUUAGCCAUCGCGAAGUCAUCAAAUUGAUGGGCUUGGAAGCGGACUUAUUCUAUGUGCCAUCAACACAUAUGCCAUGCAUUUCACAGUGCCGGUGCCAGCAGAUGUGCAUGAUUUAGAGUUUUCAUGGCAGAGUUUGACCACGUAUCCUCUGCCCUACACCAUCACCAUCGACUAUGAGCACGAGCAGAGCGCUUUGGCCGCGCCCACCCUCAGCAUACCUGACAAAGGCUAUGUGCAUCAGCAGAUUGAGACAUUUCUGGUGCAUCUGCCGUGCACGGGGAACGGUAAUAAGGAGGUGCCGCUUGUCGUCAAUAUGCUUGUGAGCGGCCCGCCACGCACUAAUGACACCUAAUUGCAUUUUAAACGGAAUAAAAUCUGCCUCAAAGGUUUAUUUCCCGUUCCGAAUGAAUCAGCGGCACCCGCACAGGCGCCGUCACCGGGUCACGCGUUGCUGGGUGCCGCUGCUUGUGCGCUCGGUUUGGUGCUGGUCGUCGGCUUGAUUGCGUCAGCAAUGUAUGUGCGCGCACGCAAGCAAAUACGCCAGGACUCGUUGCAUACCAGCUUUACUACUGCCGCUUAUGGCAGCCAUCAAAACGUUUUCAUACGCCUAGAUCCGUUGGGGCGUCCGCCCAGCGCGAACAGUGGUUCCUAUGCGAUUAUCGCUAGCCUGAAUAAGUACCCAUCGGAGUCGAAGAAGUCUUGCAACAUUUUUGACAGAUUUCGCAGCUCCACGCCGACACCCUCACCCUACGCGACCGCGCUACUACCCGUAGGCGGCGAUCAGAUCGGCGAUACAAUUUACUCCAAACCAGAGUCGAUCUGUCCCUCGAGAAUAUCCUAUUACGCGUCGUCGCAGCUAACACAGGCCUACAACAUGUCCACACCGAAGCGCAGUCGAGGAGGCGGCAAUGGCAGCGUUUUCGGUGGCGCUAACUCCUCCGCCGGCAGUGGUAGUGAUCCCAAAGAGAUUAUUUCCAGGCAAAUCCACUCUGAGCACGGAUCUAGGUAUGGAACUCAGUCACACCGCCACUUUGCUUAGACAGCUGGACACGAAUGAAUUCGAAUUGGCCACAAAACAUUGCCGCGACGUUCCAUGCAUCCCCAAGAGCGUAGGCAUCUUUUCUCGAGACAAUGGCAAUAAAACUGUGAUGCCGCUGCACCAUUCGUCACGCCAAAUAACAUAGCCCACACGAGGUGCUUCUGGACGCACAAAAAAGUUAGCAACACUGGCGCACGUAUGGUUAGUGUCGAUUGCUCAAAUGAGUCCAACGAGUAGACUGCUACGUAGCUAAUAUGCAAUGGCGAUGGUAAUGGCGGUUCCUCGUCUUGCGAAAGCCCAGCUACGUAACGACGAAUACAUUAUAUAAAUUUCCGAGAGCACGAACGCGAAAGCGCUUAUAAUACCGAUGAAUGGUCCACUGCGCUUAUGCUUAAGAACUCCUUCGCUAUGGCCAUACAAGACAAGAACAAGAACAAGAACACCGUCCAUGAAGUGCGGUCUCAAGUCUCUCUCGGAUCUGGUUAAAAUUUCAGUCACAAAUUUCACUAUACAAACCCAUCGAUUAUCCGAAAUGGUGCACGAAGACAUAGAUUUGGGUGUGUUGUUACACUUCGUUAAUUUGGCCUACACUACUUUACGGAUGUUUGUUUUUUAACGAGGUACGCUGCCGGUGGAGAUUGACCACGAUCCUCACUACUAUAAGAAGACAACAAAAUUCAUGCCAUCAGAGUCGGCAAGCGCCACCGUAUUUGAGAUUGUAUUUAUUAUAAGGUUCUUCGUAGAAUGCAAAUA
Molecule: messenger RNA, 4968 nt
Organism: Zeugodacus cucurbitae (melon fly)
Lineage: Eukaryota; Metazoa; Arthropoda; Insecta; Diptera; Tephritidae
Exons: 9
Coding region: 3688-4215 (175 amino acids)
Source: RefSeq, a predicted model, not a curated record